Molecule: messenger RNA, 1984 nt
Organism: Capra hircus (goat)
Lineage: Eukaryota; Metazoa; Chordata; Mammalia; Artiodactyla; Bovidae
Gene: PLIN5
Product: perilipin 5
Exons: 9
Coding region: 147-1517 (456 amino acids)
Biological process (GO): positive regulation of triglyceride storage; lipid storage
Cellular component (GO): lipid droplet; cytosol
Source: RefSeq, a predicted model, not a curated record
UGGGGGCGGAGACUGGAGUCCAGAGUCUAGGGUCUUUGGCUGAACCUGGGGGCUGAAGCUGAACGCGCCCAGAGGAGAAAGCAGCCCACACAGGUGAAGGCACUUGCCCAAAGUCACACAGCAGGGUGAACCUGUUUGCAGUAGGCAUGUCAGAAGACGAGGGGGCUCAGGCCCCCGGACCCAGCUUGUCGGAGCAGGAUCAGCAGAGCGUGGUGCAGCGCGUGGCUGCCCUUCCCCUGAUCAGGGCCACGUGCACCGCAGUCUCCGAGGCUUACAGCGCCGCCAAGGACAGACACCCGCUGCUGGGCUCCGCCUGCCGCCUGGCUGAGCACUGCGUGUGUGACCUGACCACCCGAGCCCUGGACCAUGCCCAGCCACUGCUCAGCCACCUGCAGCCCCAGCUGGCCACAGUGAAUGAUCUUGCCUGCAGGGGCCUGGACAAGCUGGAAGAGAAACUGCCCUUUCUCCAGCAACCUUCAGAGACGGUGGUGACCUCGGCCAAGGGUGUGGUGGCCAGCAGCGUGACAGGCAUGGUGGGCCUGGCCCGGCAGGGCCGCCGCUGGAGUGUGGAGCUGAAGCGAUCCGUGAGCCAUGCCAUGGAUGUCGUGCUGGAAAAGUCAGAGGAGCUGGUGGACCACUUCCUGCCCAUGACUGAGGAGGAGCUCGCGGCGCUGGCUGCGGAGGCUGAGGGCCCGGAAGUGGGCUCGGUGGAAGAGCAGCGGAAACAUCAGGGUUACUUCGUGCGCCUGGGUUCCCUGUCCACGCGGCUCCGCCACCUGGCGUAUGAGCACUCUCUGGGGAAACUGAGGCAGAAGAAACACCAUGCCCAGGACACGCUGGCCCAGCUGCAGGAGACCUUGGAGCUGAUCCACCGUAUGCAGUGCGGAGUGACCCCCAUCACCCCGGCCCGCCCCGGGAAGGUGCACGAGCUAUGGGAGGACUGGAGCCAGCGCCCCCUAGAGAACGGCCGGAGGCGUCACAGCCAGGCGGAGCUGGAGACCCUGGUGCUGUCCCGCAAUCUGAUGCGGGAGCUGCAGAGUACCGUGGAUGCACUGGAGACCAGCGUGCGGGGCCUGCCCCCCAGUGCCCAGGAGAAGGUGGCCGAGGUGAGGCGCAGCGUGGACGCCCUGCAGGCCGCCUUUGCCGACGCCCGCCGCUUCGGAGACUUGCCUGCGGCCGUGUUGGCAGAGGGCCGGGGUAGCAUGGCCCGGGCCCACGCGUGCGUGGACGAGCUGCUGGAGCUGGUGGUGCAGGCCAUGCCCCUGCCCUGGCUGGUGGGGCCCUUCGCGCCCAUCCUCGUGGAGAGGCCCGAACCCCCGCCUGACCUGGAGGCCCUGGUGGACGAGGUCGUCGGCGGGCCUGACCCCCGCUGGGCGCACCUGGACUGGCCGGCCCAGCAGAGAGCCUGGCAGGCCCAGCACGGGGAGGGAACGGUCCUCUCGGGGAACAUUCCCGAGGAGGAACCUGAGCCCCCCAGCCGCCCUAAACACACUCUGAUGCCUGAGCUGGACUUUUGACCCGAUGGAGGCCGUCCUGCAGCCCGAGAUCCCUGCUGCCCCCUAGCGGCCAUGCGUCAGCACUACUAGCCGAAGCAUUGGUCUUGGCUCGUGCCUGGAGUUGGGGACCCAACUCUGAAUCCUAGACUGAGGUCAUUGAUGUCAGAUCGCCCCCAGUCUUUCCCAUAUAAGGACUUGAACGUAACUCAGGCUGACUAGCCCCAAGCUGGUUUCACUGGCUGUGGUUCCCAUUGCUCCACCCUAAGAAGCUGAUCAAAACUCCCCAGGGGAUCACAUGUUUUGCCCAUGUGAUAGAAGCAUAGAGGCACAUGCUUCUGUCUGGAGCUUUGAAAAGUGAGUGAGUGUCCUUUUCCUCCCCCAGCUUUUCCAUCUCAGACUGAGGGGUCCUCAGCUGGACCCGCCACCCCCACAUGCUUAGCCAUUUGGCAUUUACUCUCCAGAAUAAAGAGUAUUGGUGUUGUCCAGAG